CACGAACCGGCAGUGGUCCUGCAGCUGGCGACACCAUGGCGGAGCGUGGGCAGAGGCUCCAGCUCCCGACUUUGCCUCUCAAGCUGCUGCAGGAGAACCGGAACUGCGGGCCCUGGCACCUGGAGACCCUGCCUUCCAAGAGUUUCAUGAAGCCCAAGAAGCUGAGGUUCCCAGGACCUGUGAACAGCCGGCGCUGGGUGUUUGUGAGAGAGGGACUGGAUGACUUCAGGAAAGGCUGUCCCCGACACCAGCACCCCAAGAAUGUCUCCCUGCCUCAUGUUCAUCACAGACUUCCCCAAGCUACCCCCAAGAAGAGGCAGAAUGGACUGCCUGAGGGUGCUGCUCUGUUAUCCAAGCUUCCACAGAUGAGGAAGGCAUUCCUAGAGGGUGUGGAAGAUAGCAUGGCCCUGCACCCCCUGGCUCUCUACCCACAUCUGGAAGAAGCUCUGCCCCCUGAGCUCUUACUGCAGGUGCUGGAGGUACUCGACCCUGAGAAGAACUUGGAGGAGACGUGGGCUUAUUGUCGGGAUACCAGAAAAUUAUUGAAGGGACCCACAGAACUUGAAGAAAAAUGUUCUUCUCAGGUGUGCCUCCCCAAGAAGAUGCCAGUGUCACGUUCAGGCCAGUGGCUUUGCGAAGAAAAGCCAAGCGAGGUGAAUUCUCUCUAUCAAGACAGUCUCCUUCAUGACAACGUGCGCAGAGGGGUCCGAGACUUCUGUGACUGGGCCAAGGCUCUUGGAAGUUCGCCCCUCGAGGAGGAGUUCAUCCUGCAGCAGUUUGACCUUGACUAUCACACGAGACGCUGCUGUGCUGUGCUUCCUGCUACAAGAGCCGAAAAGCGUUCUGUCCUGAGCCAACUGCAGGAGGCAGAGCUGUGCCAUAAACCAGACCAUGAGAGGCGACUCUGGAGAGCACAGGACAAACCCUUCAUCGAUGGCCGACCGUCCCUGAGAGAACAUGGCGGGUGCUGGAACAAACCCCGGUCCUCUGGAAGAGCGAGUCCUCAUAGGCCAAAGCGGGUGAAGAUGAGGUACGGAGCCUGGUAUCUGAAGACCAACUUGUGGAAGAAGCAAAGAGCGGAUGAACCUUUGGUUGAUCCCAAGAUUUCACACAAAGCUCAGGAUGCUAACUUUGAAAAGCAUCUUCGGGAGCAGGCGGAGCUGCUUGCAGGCCUACACGGAACUGUGGCCUUUAAGGACUUCAUUCUAAGCAGGGGUUACAGGAUGCCCAGGUUCCUUGAGAAGAUAUAUGCUGUCGAGAAAGGUAGAUCUGAAAAUAUUGAGACUUCUAAGAAACUCACGCCAACAGCGAGGCAUCCUGGGAGAAGAUGAGGCAGCUUUUAUUGACUGCAUACUCGGGUUUUCUUCCAUUAUUUUAAUUAUUAAGUAGGACAUGGUAAGUGCCCACACGGAAACUUCAACCUGGCAACAUCUAUAAAUAUAAAACCCGACACAAUGUUUCUAAAUGGCUUUAUGUAGUAAUAGGAGCGGCGGGGCUGCGUCCCCAGCACCCUGGCUGCCUGGCUAGCUUAUGCCCGAAAUAACAACACACAAACUGUAUUCAUUUAAACACUG
Microtus oregoni (creeping vole) is the source of this 1574-nucleotide messenger RNA. It is a transcript of the gene Fam47e, whose product is annotated as family with sequence similarity 47 member E. Lineage: Eukaryota; Metazoa; Chordata; Mammalia; Rodentia; Cricetidae. Bases 36 to 1331 code for a protein of 431 amino acids. The transcript has 9 exons. The record is from RefSeq and is a predicted model, not a curated record.